This is a messenger RNA of Micromonas commoda, 3066 nucleotides long. RefSeq lists its product with no specific name. The record is from RefSeq and is a predicted model, not a curated record. NCBI's taxonomy places the organism in Eukaryota, Viridiplantae, Chlorophyta, Mamiellophyceae, Mamiellales, Mamiellaceae. Bases 1 to 3066 code for a protein of 1021 amino acids. The transcript has a single exon.
AUGUCCACCUCGUCGAUGGCCAUCGGCGCGCGCCUCGCGCCGCCCGUCGCCGGCGCCGCCCGCGCCAACGCGCGCGGGCGAUCAUCGUCCGCGUCUCUCGCCCGGAUCACCGCGUCCUCCUCCAAGCGUCGCGCGCGGCGCGCCUUCCCGGUGGUGGCCGCCGCCGCUGACUCCCCCACCGGCGCGUCCGACAAGGAGCGCGUCGACAAGACCACCAACGCGGACGGCAGCGUCGUGUACUCCUUCGGCGACGACGUCAUCGCGGAGGUGGACACCAAGACGUCCUUCGACCUGCCCCCGUUGGCGAAAAACAGCGAGCGCGACGACGGCGACGACGAGGACGAUCGGGCCACCACCGGCGAGGCCCCCGCGUCCAACGCGGUGUGGAAGCGCAGGGACGAACCCGCGCCGCCCGCGCCGUCCCGCGACGCGACCCAAAACGCGCCCCCCGUCAACACGUCGGGGCCAUCCGCGCCCAAGUUUAACCUCACGCCCAAGAAACCCCCCGCGGAGGAGAAGGAGAAUGAGAAGCCGCAGGCCGCCGACGCCGCCGCCGCCGCCGCGUCUCCCGAGUACGACCUCGAGGACGCCGAAAACGCGCGGAAGGUCGCCAAGGGCGCCGCCAUCCUCACCGCGGGCACCGCGUCCGUCGUCGCGCUCACCCUCGGCGUCGGCGGCGCCGCGGUGGUGGAGAGCCUCGACAAGAUCCCGCUCCUCUCCGGCUUCGAGGAGGCGCUCGGCGUCGCCGUGUCCGCGUACUACGCCAACAAGUUCAAGGGAUCGUUCCUCACCGCCGCCGGGCGCGAGUCCCUUCGCCUCGGUCUGGUGGAGAAGUUCACGCAGGCUACCGGGCUGGCGAGUUUAGCGGGCAAGCUCGCGAGGACCGACCCUGAGUUGGACGCUCAAAUCAAGGGCGUCAUCGGCGACUUGUCGCAGCUGCCAGAGAACGGCGAGGAGCUCCCGGUCGCCGUCCGCGAGGCCAUCGCGUCCUUCAUCCGCAACAGGGACGGGGCGCUGGCGGAGGAGACCGCCGCGCUGCGCGCCAGCAACGACGCGCUGCAGCGCGAGGUUGACAAGAUUGAGCUCCUGCAGACGGACCUGGAGCGCGCUCGGCGGGAGACGACGUACGCGCGCGCCAACAUCAGGGUCAUGAACCUCGGCGAGAAGGAGCGCCAAUCGCUUCGUGACGCCGCGGACGAGGCUAAGAAGGCGGGCGACGCGCGCGUCGACGCCCUGCGCGAGCAGAUGGAGAAGAUGGCCGCGGACGCCGCCGAGGCGGCCAAAGAGGCGGAGAAGGCGCUGGAGGCGGCGAGAGCGGAGGCGAGCCGACUCGCCUCCGAGGCGGAUUCAGCCGCCGCUUUGGCCGAAGAUGAACGACGCCGCGAGGUGGCCGCGGCGCUCGCGGAGGCUGAGCGCGCCGCCGCCGAGCGCCUCGCCGCCUUCGAGUCAUCCGCGGCGGCGAGGGCGGCGGAGGCGGAACGAGCGGCACGAAACGCGGCGGCUGAGGCCGAGGCCGAGUUCGCGGAAGAGCUCGCGGCGAAGGUGGCGGAGGCGCUCGAGGCGGCCGAGGCGCGAUCCGUCGGCGACGUCUCCGCCGCCAACGAACGCGCGGACGCGGCCGCGAGGGAGCUCGACGAGCUCAGAGCGUCUUACGCCGAGAUGGAGCGUAGCGUCGAGGCGAAAUCCGCCGCGGCGGCCGACGCCGCGAGGGUCGAGUCGGAGGCUGCCGCCGCCGCCGCGCUGAAAAAGGCGGCGCAGGAGGCUGAGGCCAAGCUCGUCGCCGCGGAGGAGAGGGCGGCGUGGGCCAUCGAGGAGGAGCGCGCGAGGGCCGAGGCGGCGAUCGCGGCGGCGAACGCGGACGCCGCCGAGUUGGCGGACGCGAUGAAGAAAUCGGAGGAGGCGACGCGCGCCGCCGAGAGGGCGUCCGAGGAGGCCGAGGCUGCCAAGAAGGACGCCGAGGCUGCCAAGAAGGACGCCGAUGCUGCAAAGAAGGACGCCGAGGUGGCCAAGAAGGACGCCGAGGUGGCCAAGGCAUCCCUCGUCGAGUCCGAGGCCAAAUCCGCGGAGCUCGAGAAGAAGCUCGAGGACGUCGACGCGAUCCUCGCGGAGGCGCGGGAGGAGGUGGCCGCGUCCAAGGCCGAAUUCGACGCCGCGCUGACCGAGGCGAGGGCCACCGCCGACGCCACCGUCGUCAAGGUCAAGUCCGAGCUCGCGGACACCCGCGCGGAGCUCGACACGGUCAAGGGCGCGUAUCAAAAGUUGGAAAACGACGUCGACGUCAAAAUCGCCUUCGCCGUCGAGGAGCUCGAGCAAAAGUACGACGCCGCGACGACACGCGCGGAGGCGUCCGAGGCACGAGCCGCGCAGGCGGAGGCGCAGUUGGCGGACAUGAACGAGCGCGUCGAGGAGCUCGAGUUUUUGCUCGCGAGGGCGGAUGACGAAGCCGCUGCUUUAGCGGAACGCGCCACAGCCGCGAAGCAAAACAUGGAGUCCGACGCGGAGGUGCACAACCUAAAGACGCGGCUCGACGACGUCACCGCCCGGCUCGCCGCCGCCGAGGCUGCCGCGAAGGCUGCCGAGGCUGAGGCGACCGCCGCCACCGCGGGGCUCGCCGCCGCCGAGGCCAAGGCGGGCGCGGUGCUCGAAGCGGCGGACGCGGCGGAGGAGGUGGAGGAGGCGGCGCGGCGGAUGACCAAGCGCGUCGCCGAGCUGGAAUCCGAGGUGCGACGCGCGGACGCGGCGGCGAAAAAGGCGGAGGCGCGGGCCGAGCGGCUCGCGAAGAAGCUGAACGAGACGAUCGACAAGAAGGAGAAGACGACGAAGAGGAAGAAAGCGGAGAAGAAGGCGAAGGCGAAUGCGGCGGACGGAGCAUCGGCGGAGGGCUCCGAGAAUGAUUUCGCGGAUGAGUUCCUCGACACCUCCGUCGACAUCGUCGCGCUUCCGGCGCUCUCGAAGAUGAGGAAGCAAGAGCUGGUGGACGAGCUCGCGGCGCGGGGGCUCGACGUGUCCGGGACGGUCCCGGUGCUUCGCGCGAGGCUCAGGGAGGCGCGCGCCGCCGCCGAGUGA